AGAAUCCCAUUUCGAAUCCGUAUGGCACCUGAAAUCAAACAAAUUUUAACAAAAUUUGACUUGAUUGCUAAAGAGAAGAGCAAUUUCGGUCUCAGUGUAAGUAGUGAUGCUGCAAGGUCUGAUUCCCAAAGUCAAAACCACUUUCCACUCACCAAUUCCUUCGUAGAUACAACCGAUGUGUUAGGUAGGGAUUCUGAUAAAGAUAAACUAAUAGAUCAGAUGCUAUCAAAUGAAAGUCAUAACAGGGAAGGUGAUGUUUCUGUCAUUCCCAUCACUGGGAUGGGAGGCCUAGGCAAAACAACUCUUGCUCAACUCAUCUUCAAUGAUGAACGAGUUAAGAAGCACUUUGAGUAUAGGAUGUGGGUCUGUGUCACUAUUGAUUUCAAUCUCCAACGGAUACUCAGGGGAAUCAUAGAAUUUCACACUCAAAUGGAGGUCUCUAAUAACUUAUCCAUGGACAGCCUACUGACACGCUUUAAAGACAUCUUAGCUGGGAAAGACUUUCUGCUGGUUUUAGAUGAUGUUUGGGUUGACAAUUACCAAGAUUGGGAGCCACUUGGAAACAUUUUGAAGCUAGGAGGUAAGGGCACUAGAGUUUUAGUCACUUCUCGAUCCACCAAAGUGUCUGACAUUAUGGCGACCCAAACUCCCUAUACCUUACAAGAUCUGCCCCACCAGGAAUGUUGGUCCUUGUUCAAAAAAAUUGCUUUCAAAGACCAUAAGAACAUGUCGAGCGAAUUGGAAAGCAUCGGUAGGGAAAUUGUAGGCAAGUGCAACGGCUUGCCUUUGGCGGUGAAGGCAAUGGGGGGUCUCCUGCGUGGUAAUGUUGAUGUAGACAAAUGGAAAGGAAUCUUGAGAGACAGCAUAUGGGAGCUAGAAGACGAGAAAAGCCUCAAUAAGCCCAAAAUUUUGCCAGCCUUGAAAUUGAGUUAUGACCACCUGCCUUCCUAUUUAAAACAAUGUUAUUCGUAUUGCUCUAUAUUUCCAAAGGCCUAUGUUUUUGAUAGGAAGGAGCUGGUCAAGCUUUGGAUGGCUCAAGCAUUUAUUCAACCUAGAGGGCAAAGUGCAGAGGAGACUGGACGUGAAUACUUUGAUGAGUUGUUAACCAGGUCCUUCUUCCAAACUCUAGACAUUGAUAACAAAGAGAGAUAUAGAAUGCACGAUCUUAUCCAUGAGUUGGCAGUAUCAGUUUCAAGUCCCCAGUGCUGCCAAGUGAUGGACCACAAGUCGUUUGUUUUCUCUCAACAAUGUCGUCAUAUCUCAUUGCUCUAUCAGGAUUUAGAGAGUCCUACCUGCAAGCAGGUUUUUAAGACGUGUAAUAAGCUGCGCACACUCCUGCUGCCUAGCGAGUACUUGAAAAGCUUAGGAGGGCAAACUCUGGACCAGAUGUUUCGUUCUCUAAAAUACAUUCGUGCCUUGGAUCUAAGUUCGAGCUCGCUCACGGAAUUACCAGACUCUGUUGGAGAGUUGAAGCUAUUACGCUACUUGGAUCUCUCAAGGACAGAGAUCAAGAAGCUUCCCAACUCAGUAUGUAAGCUCUGGAAUUUGCAGACACUUAAGCUCCUAGGCUGCCUUUGGCUUUUUGAAUUGCCCAAGGACCUUGGAAAAAUGGUUAACCUGAUUUAUCUUGAGCUAGAUGACAUGUUUUGGUUCAAGUGUAGGGAGCUGCCACCAAGGAUGGGAAACUUAACCAGGCUACAGAAUUUGCAUGCAUUUCGAGUACUCAGCAGUACACCGGGACAUGGCAUUGGAGAACUGAAGGACAUGGCGGAUCUUACAGGAAAGCUGCAUAUCUCCAACCUGGAGAAUGCAGUGAAUGCAGCUGAGGCAAAGCUAAACCAGAAGGAGAGCCUUCAGAUGCUGCUGUUAGAAUGGACUGACAAAGACUUCAACCAAGAAGAUGAAGUCAGAGCAGAGAGGGACCUCAAUCACCUCCAGCCUCAUUCAAAUCUCAAAGGCCUGGCCCUUCAUCACUUCAAGGGCUCUAAUUUUCCUUCCUGGAUGACAAGUGGUUUGCUUCAAAAUUUGAGAACACUUACCUUAAGUCAUUGCAUUAAAUGUACUACAAUCUCUGUUGGUCAAUUACCUCGCCUUAGAGAGCUCUGCAUCAAAGGGAUGCUGGAACUGGAAGAAUGGCCAGAGGAUCAAUGUCCUACAUUGAAUAGACUACAAAUCAGUACCUGCCCCAAGCUAAGGAAGGUACCAAACUUGAUGCCAAAAUUAACAGUUCUGAAGAUAAAGAAGUGUGAUUCACUCAAGGCUCUUCCAGUGGCUCCUUAUCUGAUGUUUUUAAUACUUAUUGACAAUCUUGUUCUGGAGGAUUGGCAUGAAGGUAUGCUCACUGCCGUAGAUGAGCAACGCAACCCAGUAGGCCAACCUAGGCCUUCUCUUAUUGGUGUUUUGGAACUGAAACUGCAAAACUGCCCCAACAUACAAGCACUUCCUCGGAUAUUUUUUCCACAGAAGCUGGAAAUAAGAGGAUGUGUACAAGUAACUGCCCUUCCGUUCUCGCAACGUCUUCAACAUUUAGCUCUUGAAAUGUGUUCUAGUGAUGCACUCCUAAGGGAAAUACCGAGCACCAACUCUCUCUACUCCCUGGUCAUCUCGAAAAUCUCAAACCUUACCUCCUUCCCCAAAUUGCCACAUCUUCCGGGGCUUAAGAGUCUGUAUAUCAGUGAAUGCGAAGAUCUGUCUUCAUUGUCUGAAGAAGAAGGGUUGUUGAAAAGCUUGUCAUCUCUCCAACUUCUCUCUAUUCGAGGGUGUCCAAAGCUUGAAGCACUUCCUGAUGAAGGGUUACCGACAGCACUUGAAGGUCUAAUGAUUGGCUCAUGUUCCAGUCUAAGCUCUCUAGGUUCCAAACAGACCUUAAAGAGCCUUCACUCACUCACUGACAUGUAUUUAGAGGAUUGUCCCUUAAUUCAGUCCUUUCCCGAGGAUGGACUACCUUCCUCUCUGAAACAUUUGGAGAUUCGUGGAUGUCCCCUGCUAAUAGAACAAUGCCAAGAAGAGGGUGGAGAACGGCCAAAGAUCAGUCAUGUUAGGGACCUGGAAAUUGGUUCCAUCUGAUUGGCUGUUGGCUAUCUCAUAUUUCGAUUCAUGUUAUUUUAG
This is a messenger RNA of Gossypium arboreum, 3108 nucleotides long. RefSeq names its product disease resistance protein RGA2-like. Lineage: Eukaryota; Viridiplantae; Streptophyta; Magnoliopsida; Malvales; Malvaceae. The coding region runs from base 22 to 3066 and encodes 1014 amino acids. The transcript has a single exon. The record is from RefSeq and is a predicted model, not a curated record. Gene Ontology annotation, biological process: defense response to other organism. Gene Ontology annotation, molecular function: ADP binding.